GACAACUUUCACCCGCCGGAUAAAUUUGUUCGAAAAUUUCGAAAAUUACAUGAAUAAAUUUGUAAAUAAAGUCCACGUUCAUUGAUUAUGAUUAUUGUUAUGUAAUUCAUAGCUACGAUGUGAUAGGUGAUCAUGGGACCUAAAAAGAAGUCAAAUCCUUGGUACAAGGCACCAAAGUCAAAGAAGAAUAAGAAGGUUGAACCAGUAUCACCAGUCUCUGAUGGCGAAUUAGAACAAGACCCUGAGGCAUGCCGCUUCUGCCACUUAAAUGUUGACAGUGAGAAUCUUUAUGGGAAGUUCCUGAAUAAGGAUGGAAUCGUCACGCAUUACUUUUGUAUGCUUUUUGCCAGUGGUCUUGGACAGAAUGGUUGCACUGAAACAGAUGGAAUUCUGGGGUUUCUUCCCAAAGAUAUCAACCGAGAGCUUUCCAGAGGACAUCGUUUUAAAUGUAUCUAUUGUCGGAAAAGAGGUGCUACAAUAGGAUGUUGUAAAAAAAGUUGCCGUGCUGUCUUCCAUUUUAAUUGCGGUCAAGAAAAUGGUGCUCUCAACCAGUUUUUUGGUAAUUUUAGUUCGUUCUGUGGCGUCCAUCGGCUCAAGCAGAUUACACCAUCAAGUGAUCGCUUGGCAUUUCACGGGACGGCUGUCACUAACUGUGCAAUAUGCAUGUGUUCAGUUGAAGCCAGGGCCUCCAAUGAUACCCUUAGGACUCCUUGUUGUAAGAACUCAUGGUACCAUAGAGAAUGCAUCCAGAAUCAAGCUCUUUCCGCUGGACUGCACUUCUUCAAGUGCCCAUUGUGCAACAACAAGGAUAAUUUCCAGAAGGAGAUGUUGACUUUUGGCAUUUACAUUCCUGAUCAAGAUGCUGCUUGGGAACGAGAAGCGAAUGCAUUUCAGGAAUUACUUGACAGACAUAGCCGGUGCGAUGUCAAAACUUGUCUUUGUCAAAAUGGCAGAACGUUCAAAACAUCUGGGAAGUUCAACAUCGCCCUCUGUGACUUGUGUGGUUCUCAGGGAACUCACUUGGCCUGCUCAAACCUGAAAAGUGAGGAUAGUGCAUGGGCUUGCCCUGACUGCAAGAAAGUACAAGUUAAGGAUAAAAAGAAGAAGGUGCCAAGCCCUGGACAAGCAACUGUGAAAUCUAAGUCACCACAAAACUUUGCCUCCUAUCUCGAAGAAAAGGGACGUAGUUCGUACAUACCAACAAAAGCAUUCCCUGCGAAGAAGGGACAGAAACGAAAAUGCAGUGCAGCCGAAGGGCGGCCAUCAGCCAAACGGUGUCGAAUCAUGGAAUGUUCUGUGAGAUUGACAUCUAUCGAUAAACAAUUAGAAGAACAGGAGAUAUGUGGUAAAAGGUGCUUGUUAUCUCCGGGGCGUACUUCGGUAAAGUUCUUUUCCAAAGAACAAGUGAGAAGCAAGCAAUUAUCGGAGGAUAUGAGAAAAAGUAAAUUGGACAUAUCACGAUUCCGGAAAAAACUUGAGGCUAUCAAGCAACAGAGACUGAAAAUGGAGAGUGCGCCUUCUCCCUCUAAAGUAAUCACCUCGCCAAUAACCGGCAAGACAAUUGAUUCUGAUAAUUUGCGUAGAAAGAUACGGAGCCUCAAUGACCCCUCGAUCUCGCCAUUUUCAAAUGACGGCUUGGAAUUUGGCAGUGUCGUGAAGUCAUCAAGCCCCAAAUCUUUUGGGUCUGAAUUUGUUUACCUUUCACCGUUUCCAAGGAAAUCAUCAAUACUCUGUGCAGAUACGUCUAUGAAAUCGUCACCAAUUACACCAAAAUCACCCAUGAGCUUUGGCGAUCGCACACCUGGAAAUUCUAGCUUUACGUUAGGUGUUUCCCCAAGCUCAUCCUCUUCAAGUGAUUUUACGCCGAAAGGUUCUGCAAAUUUCCGAAAGCAGACGACACCAUAUACUUCCACUGGAUCGCCUGUGUUUAUUCCUGCACGUAGUUCCAGUGUCGGUCUGCAGACGCCUCAGUCCUCCUCGAAAUCACCUGGUCUCCUAACAGGCAGCAGCAGGUCAUCAAAAAGUAUCAACAAAUUCCAAGUUGUUUCACAUGAUGAUACGUUUUCUACACCCAAGUUUGGAUGUCGCACACCCCAAGUAGAAGUUAGCAGUGCUGGCACUCACGUUGUACACAACGAUUGUAACAGUGAAGGAAUCAACAGAAAUGUUGGGAAUGUUGGAAACAAGUCAUGGUCGACAUGCUCGCUUCACUCUGUGUCCAGAGGCCUACAUUCCAAGCGGUCCUUGAAUCACAUCCACUCUGAACCCCGACAGUCAGUAAAGAGACUUGACUUCUUAGAAGAAAUUGAAAAGUAUGGCAAAGACCUGAAGUCAACGAUCCAAUCACCAGGGUCACAAUCUGAUCAAAAUCUCACCAAUGCAGCCAAUUCGUUCCGAUUGUACCCCUCCCAGGUCCCACUCUCCAAACCCGAGUUUGAUAGACUGUGGAGUUCCUCUUCAUCUGGCUCUGAGACUGAAUCUCCUUGUCAGAAACAAUCAUCAAAAAUGUAUCCAAGAGGGAAGUGGUAUUACCUUCCUAAAGGAGUUGACAAAGUGGCCAAGCAUUCAUUCAUGCGGUUGCAGCAAUCGGGAUUACGAUCAUCUUCUGUCAUCAAACCGAAUGUAGCAGUUGGCCUCAGACGACGGGAUUCGAAAUCCACCCGCUACCGCUCAGCACCGACAUCACCAGGUAAGCAGAACCCACUUCCUAGUACAUCGAGCAUCUCCUCUGACUCCGAUUCUGACUAUGUGCCGAUGUCAGGGCCGUCUCAUUCACCAUCAGCCAACUUGUCAGAUGCAAUCACAGCUGGUCAAGUACCAGGAUCACCUGCCACGUCUCCACUGGACAAUCGUGUUAAAGACCAAGGUAGUCUGACAGAUCAGCCAGAAUAUAUCCCUUUGGAAACUUUUGCAGGAUGCAGUUCAUGGAGUCAAGGGUCACCAAAAAAACAUUCUCCUGUUACUUCGGCAACACUGAAUCAGAGUCCAUACCGAAGGAAGCUCAAGAACAAAGCAAGGAAGUCUAUGAAGAGUUUAUCAUUUUCUUUUGCAAGUCAAAGUCCUGAACUUUCUUGCCAACCAUUUGAGACUUCCCCACAUCUGUCUGCCCUGUCUUCUGCCCUGGUGUUGAGCGAUACUGAUGAUGAGGGACCUGAGUCUGCAGUGUUGUCUCCUACAGCAAAUGUGCCAAGAGAAGCAUCCGAACCCAUCCCAACAACUGCAGAACCAGAGGUCAUCCCUACCACCAGUUACAAAACAACUUCUCCCACUGUAACACACAGAUCUUGGUCUCCAGCCUUGGAAGUAAUACCUGCAAUUGUUUCUACUGUGUCACGAAGAGUGUCAUCUCCAAACUUGGAAGUUCCCCCUGCCUCCAGUGCACCCAUUGUUGCCCAAUCUCAACCACCUUCUCAAAGUACAUGUGAAAAAUUGUGCCCAGUUGACAUUUUUGAAGCACCUUCUCAAUCAACAUUUAAAAAAGCUCAGAUGACAUCUAAGCCUAACGAAAGUGACCCUAUCCUCCCAUUAGUGGUACCGACUCAUCCGCCCGUAGUAGUCAUUGAUGACGACGAUGAUGAUCUACAUGUAAAGGGAAAAUCAAGUGUAGUGGAGCCAAGUUGUCAGCAAGUUGUGAUCAUCUAUUCUGAUGAUGAUGAUCUUGUUGACCUAACUGCAGAAGAUGAUGACGACUCGGUCUGCAUAAUAGAGAGUAGUUUCAAUCAAGCCAACCAAAAUGUGGUAUCGGUGCCUGGUCAUCUCCAGAAGAACAUGACCUUGUUCCGGGGGCCGGCAAACAAGGUGCUCAUCCCGGUUGCCGCAGCAGGGCUGUCCCAGCCAGCUCGUGCCAGUAUCGGACUCGUUAGCAUUGAGCCGAUAGUAAUCGCGGAUGAUGACGAUGAUGAUGGAACAACCAAAGAUGAUCCGUCACCUCUUGCAAACCAGACGUCAGAUAUCCAAGGAAGGCCGGUGGGGCGCAUUAAUCCUUUCCAGCUAGAAAGUCACUGAUGUUGGUGCAGUAUUGCUUUGUGCAAUAUGGCAGAGCCUGGCUUAGAGAUGACCCUAAACAUGCUAAAAGGAAAUUAAUCAAUUUUGGGAUCAGUGAAAACAAUGCUAACUAUUUUUCGGUGCUUUGAAGAAAAGUUAGUUACUCUCAGGUUUGAGGUGAAUUAUCUUACACGCCUCAAUAUAAAAUGCAACUUUGGUAAAGGACUUGUAGUGAUGUAAUUGUAGCAUCCAUUUUGGACGGCGAUCUUUGUCCUUGAUACUGUCUGAUCGUGAUGAAAAUGUGUUGAUGUUAUAGGUUUGUUGUGCUUGCAACCUUGUCCUUGGAAACCAGUGAUGCUAUUACUAGCAUUUAGUCAGAAAUAUACAGUAUGAAAACAGUUGGUUGAAGACAACAGAUGGUAUUAUGUUCUGUGAUGUUUAAAUGCAGGAAAAACUGUACAGCGAAAUGUUAAUAACAUAAAUGAAGAAGUUAAUUUCUGUUGGCGGUGAUUGUUUUUGUAGUUUUAGCGAAGUGUACAUCCAUAAUAUACAUUGACGCUCCUUUCACACUGGUAUCUUCUGGGGCGAUAUACGUAUUUUAACUUCUUAAUCUGAUUUAUUUAAUCAAUUUUAGGUAAAUAUAAAUGAAUGACGUGUAUUCAUGAACAAAAAUUACUUGGAUAGAGAUGCUUGCUGAAUCGUUACUUGUAUAUGACUUGGCCUAUAUUUCACAUACAUUGCAGCAAUUUUGUACAGAUGUUACGUUGACAUUUUGGUGAUCCUGGUCAUAUGUUUGCCAUCCAGUAUGGGCUCGGUAGUUUAACCAUUCACUCUCCUUGAUGAUAAAGUGCCUUCUGUUAUUUUGUGGGAGAGUCUUCUGUCCAUCUGAUUCCAGGAUUCUUUUCAUUCCCAGAUUUACCAUCAGGAAACAAAAAUAGUUCAAUAUGCAUAUGUACUGAAACAGGCAUUGUUUAAAAUUGAUGGGAACAUUUUGUGUAAUAACGCAAUCUGUAUAUAUUUUAUGUGUGUUAACAAUCAUGGAGCCUUUGUAUGUUUUAUACUUGUACUGUUUUAUUACACUGUGCAAGA
Messenger RNA from Lineus longissimus, 5073 nucleotides. Its product is annotated as mucin-2-like. The record is from RefSeq and is a predicted model, not a curated record. Gene Ontology annotation, cellular component: nucleus. NCBI's taxonomy places the organism in Eukaryota, Metazoa, Nemertea, Pilidiophora, Heteronemertea, Lineidae. The coding region runs from base 133 to 4005 and encodes 1290 amino acids. The transcript is spliced from 12 exons.